Messenger RNA from Podarcis muralis (Common wall lizard), 4969 nucleotides. RefSeq lists its product as uncharacterized. Gene Ontology annotation, cellular component: nucleus. Lineage: Eukaryota; Metazoa; Chordata; Lepidosauria; Squamata; Lacertidae. Gene Ontology annotation, biological process: regulation of transcription by RNA polymerase II. The record is from RefSeq and is a predicted model, not a curated record. Gene Ontology annotation, molecular function: RNA polymerase II cis-regulatory region sequence-specific DNA binding; DNA-binding transcription factor activity, RNA polymerase II-specific.
UCCUCCUCCUUUACCCCCCCCACCCCACAACACGCAGCAGGGACGACCCCCCCCCCGCCCGAUCUGCAAACUUGCCGGAGCCGCGCUGCAGGUGACCAAAGGCGAGGAUCCCCGCGGAGAGGUGCUGUUGGAUUCCUGAGAACUCAUUCUGCCAUGGAGCCAUGGGUGUACCUGGACCCGCGACAGAGGGCACUAUAUCGAGAUGUCAUGCAGGAGAGCUACGAGACGCUGAUGUCUCUUGGUGGUUGCCUUGUUUUCCAGCUGCAGACAAGUUGCUGAACAGCAACAACAAUGAAGAGGAGGAAGAGGAGGAGGACGAUGAAGAGGAGGAGGACGAAGGGCCCGAGGAGCUGCGGCCAGGCACGUCUCAAAGCACCCCCAGGCGAGUCAAGCCCGUGGUGCGCCGCGCACCACCCAAGCAGCCGCCACCGCCACCUCCCCCCAAGAUCAUCCCAGUGGUGAAGAAGGACAAAGCGACUCAACGAGGGCAUGCGCUGAAGAAGAGCCUGGAGAGCCGCUGCUCGGACUGCACGAGGAGCCUGCAUGCGCCGCCCCGGGGCCGCCAGCGGAGCGAGGCCAACGCGGCGCGGGAGAAGCCCUUCCAGUGCUCGGACUGCGGCAAGAGCUUCAUCUGGAGCUCCCACCUGGAGCGCCACCGCCGAAUGCACACGGGCGAGAAGCCCUUCAAGUGCCUCAACUGCGGCGAGGCCUACAGCCAGAACUUCCACCUGCUGCAGCACCGCUGCUCGCAGCUGAUCGAGAAGCCCUUCAAGUGCCCCGAGUGCGGGAAGCGCUUUGCCCAGAGCUCGGCCCUGGAGAACCACCGCAAGGGCCACACGGCCGAGAAGCCCCACAAGUGCGCCGACUGCGGCAAGUGCUUCAUCUGGGCCUCCCACCUGGAGCGGCACCGGCGGGUCCACACGGGCGAGCGGCCCUUCAAGUGCCCCGAGUGCGGGGAGACCUACAGCCAGAGCGCCCACCUGGCCAAGCACCGGCGCAACCACAUGGGCGAGCGGCCCUACAACUGCCCGGCCUGCUGGCGCAGCUACGCGCUCAUCUCGGAGCUGGAGGAGCACAAGAAGACCCACCUGGGCUGCGAGGACUGCGGCAAGGUGUACCGCAGCCGCCAGACGCUGAUGCGCCACCAGAGGGGCCACCACCGCGAGCGCACGCACCUGUGCGAGGAGUGCGGCAAGGGCUUCGUGUGGGCCUCCCACCUGGAGCGCCACCGCCGCGUCCACACAGGCGAGCGGCCCUUCCCCUGCCCCACCUGCGGGGAGAAGUUCGCCCAGAAGGUCCACCUGCUUCAGCACAACAAGACCCACUCGCACGCGCGGCCCUACAAGUGCGGCGACUGCGACAAGCGCUUCGGCGACAGCUCGGCCUUCCUGGCGCACCAGCGGGGCCACGCCAUGGAGAAGAACCACAAGUGCCAGUACUGCGGGAAGAGCUUCGCCUGGAGCUCUCACCUGGAGCGGCACCAGCGCAUCCACACGGGCGAGAAGCCCUACAAGUGCCCCGACUGCCCGGAGCACUUCAGCCAGACCUUGCAGCUCUUCAAGCACCAGCGCAGCCACCUGGGCAAGAGGCCCUACAAGUGCAGCGAGUGCGGGAGGAGCUUCGGCACCACCCUGGAGGUCAUCAUUCACCAGCGGACCCACUUCGGGACCAAGCCCUACCGCUGCUCCAACUGUGGGAAGGGGUUCACGCGGCGAGCCAACCUGCUGAAGCACCAGCGGAGCCACGCGAAGGAGAGCCCCUAAAAUAAAAAAUAAAAAAUGGAAGAGGGGGCGCGAGAGAAGCGGGGAAGGGGGCGGGGAGAGACGGGAGACGCGCACCCUCUCCCUCGCGUUACCAAACGAGUCUAGAAUCCACACAAGGAAGAGGAAUCCUUUUUGUACAUUCUGCUUAACAGGGGAAGCGACGGCGCAGCUCUCGCGGUGACCCCGGCGGAUCUGCACGUGGUUGAGGAAUUAUUUCUGGGGUUGGGGUGGGUUGGGGGGAAAGAUAGCAAUGGAAAAGAAACACGCGACUGCAGCAUAUAAGCAAAGAGAUUGUAGACACACACACCUCGAUAGCGGGAGGGGGGGGAAAGAGGUUCUUGGAAAAGAAGGCCUAUUGAGGUGGAAACCUAGUAACCAUGUCCACUGGGGAGUUUUCAUCCUGAUUUAGAAUCCGUAUGGGUGUCUCGCUCACCUUUUUUGUUUUGACACUGUGUACGUAUAAAUAUAACCCAUGUUUUGGGAAACGAAAAGCUUUACUUGACUCUUCCUCGCCCUGUAUUGUCCCCGACUCCCUUCUCCCCGCCCCUCCAGCCCUGCUAGAAGAGCGCUGAUGGAUCAGGUCGGAGGCUCAUAGAGGAUCGUGCGUCCUAGCGGCCGUUCGGAUGCCUCUGGAAAGCCAGCAAGCAGGACCCGGGUGCAGCAAUCACUUGUGACUCCCAGCAACUAGAGAGGGGUUUUGUGUUUUUGUUUGCCUCUGACAGUUGAGGGGGGGAACAUUUCUCUCAUGGCUAGUAGCUGCUGCUAGCCUUCUCUUCCAUGAAUUUGUCUAAUCCUCUCUUAUAGCUGCCUCCCCCGUGGGUAACUUUGAACUCUGGAUAACAAAGCUUUAACAUGCUGAGGACUGACCUCCAGACCUUAGAUGCCUAACUGAGAAGGACUCAGACUUCACUAGAUGCUAGGGAAUCCACCUGGGUAGCGGGGAGGGCCAUGAAACUUUGGUAAGCCUCUUGAAUGUGGAGGAAAAGCUUUAUUGACUUAUUCAACACAAAUAAUCUAAACAUUUUUGGGGGGGUAGGGGGAGCAUGAACUAUGCCUUGAGCAGCGCACCCACCUGAGUAGCCGGUGCAUUGGAACCUAAAUGUCUGAGGGUCAGAUUGCAGCAUUUAGCUAGAGAAGCUCAAAUUGGUUUUCCUUGGAUCUCGGGAUCUCUCCUGCUCAGUUUCUGCUUUCGGAAGCUGCUGACAGCACCCUCCAGACCCAGGAAUCCCUGGAGGGUUUCGUUUCCUGAGGACCAAAGGAAAAGCAGAGAGGAUGGAGACCCCAUUAGAUACUGGGAGCUGUGCUUAUGAGCCGCUAUUCAGCUAGAUGGUCGUCCUCUUUGAGCUCUUGUCUCUUGGGGUUCUUAAUAGUUUGGCCACAACUGUGAAGCACAUGUGCGAAAUCUGCUUACUGAGGUAUUGGUGAGAAAGCCCAUCUCUUCAGUUUAGGGAAGAGGAUACAACAUAAGUGUGCAACUUACUGAGGGGAAGAAAACAGACACUCAAGGAUGGUUCAGCUUUGGGCCUGGAAGCAUCCUGGGGUAGUGUAUUGUUGAUGGAUAAGAUUCAGAAUAGGAGUUCAAAGGCUCAUGGUCUCUUUAUUUUUAUUUUUUUGAAGGGGCAGAGGGUAGCUGGCUGUAGGCAUCAGCCUAUCUUAUAACAUAAAAUCCAGAUUUCUAGGAGGGCGGAUCUUGGGUCCAGAAAGCCCAACAAAUAGGCAUCUUGGAGUUUUCCUAUCCUGGCUUGGCAGUAGGAUUGAUGAAAACACACACACACACACACACACACACACACACACACACACACACAGAGUGAUAAAGAAGUUGAGCCUUUGGGUGGUGCGAUGGAUGCACGAGAAACUAAAGAAGCAGAAUUUAUAAUCUGGAAAAGAGGCAGAGGAGGAAUGUGGAGCUGUCAAUGGGAGAAAAGGAAAAUGUUACUUUGCCAUGCAAGGUUAACGCCUCAGAACUUACUACCGUAAGACAUCAUGGCUCCACCUGCACCUUACAUUUAAAGCAGCCUUUCUUUUUUUUAGUGUUCAUAUUUUCCUGAAAAUGUUUCAAUUAUAAAGAAAGUGAUGCAAAGGAAAAAUAAUAAUUAAGACACUGCUUUAAGCAGUUGUGGCUUCCCCUCAAAGAAUCCUUGGGGUUGGUAGUUUGUUCAGGGUGCUGUGGGUUGUGAGGAAGACUCGCCUAUUCCCCUCACAGAACUACAAUUCCCUAGAGGGGUUUAGCGAUCUAACCCUCUUCCCGGGGAACUCCGGGAAUUGUAGCUCUCUGAGGAGAGAGGGCUUUCCUAACAACUUCCAGUGCCCUUAACAAACUACCAUUCCCAUGAAUCUUUUUGUGGGAGGGCAUGACUGUUGAAAGUGGUAUGAUGCGACCUUAAACAUACGUAGUGCAGAUGAGGCCCUAGGCAGGAGUUGGGGAGAACUGAGAGCGAAAAGGCCUUGCCUCUCUGCUGUGGCAUGGGCAUCUUGCUGGCGAGGACAAGCGAGCUGUUACUACUGACUGAGAACAACGCAUCUUGGCUCCAGGGAGGGGCGACUGUAGAUUUUGGCCACCUGCCAUGGGUACUUUGCUUGAGCUUCCUGUGCUCCAGUGGGUUGAGCUAGAUGACCCUCAGCGGUCUUUUCCGGCUCUACAGUUCUUUGGCAACCUCUCCUGCCACCUACCUCGGAAUCUCGCUCGGGAGGACUGACUGAAAAAGAGCCCCGUUUCCUGCACCCAAUCCUGCCUCGGCCCCGUUGUGACGGAGAGGCCUGCGAAGGAACGGAAAGCCUUGGCCUUUGCGCUGCAACAAGAGACACACCCCAAAGAGGCAUGGCAUCACAACGCCCUCUUAACCGUGCAAAUGGGUGGACGGAUGAGGCCUGGACUCUGGAUUUCCCUCUGUUUCUGCCUCCGGCUUAACCUCUCCCUUGUCUUACGGGCGUGUACUCCCCCCCCCCCAUUGCUCUGCCCCUUCUUCCAAGCUUUAUUUACUUUAUUGCAUUUGGGGCGGGGGGCAAGGGGAGUCUUGUUUGCCUCAAUGUACUUCUGUUUAUUUUUCUCCCCCCCCUUUUUUUGUUCUCAUCCAAAGCAAGCGUCUCUUUUAUGUUUUAGGGUCCUGUCCCCUCGACUGACUUAUUAAAAGGGGGAGUUUCUAAGCUCUGACUUCUUUGUUGUUGGUUAGGAGUAAUAAAGAUUGAAAACGUAGCUCACGCAA